UGCUUAGCUCUUGCUGAUUUAUUCACUUGUAUAGGGGUGAUUGCCAUGUCUAUAAUGUUUAUCACGAUUCUACCGCCACAUCAAGAGGAAAUGAUUGUACCAGAAUUAGGCAAAAUUAACGUCACCAUUGAUUCUGAAACUUGGUACAUGUAUGUUGCAGGGCCAAUAGAGAGCUUUACCAUGUUUUCAUAUAUUUCUUCAUACCUUUGGACAUUUGGAUAUGCCCUGGAUAUUUGUCUUCAAAUCUAUGAUAAAGACACGAGUAUCAGAAUGAAGGCAUAUCAGAUAGGCUUCUGGUUUGCGCCUAUAUGGGUUGUUGUAUGGUGUCAAAUUGGAUAUUUCGCUGGCUCAAAUGAAUAUUGUUCAAUGUGGGAUCGAGAAAUCUUGCAUUACAUGGUGUGUUUUGUGCCUCUUGUUUGUGUAUUCCUUGUUCUACCAUUUAUAUAUCUCCUGGCGUACAGAAAAGUCCGGAAAAAUGUCAAGUCUGCGCAUGCGUGUUACACGAACACUGAAAGGAAACUUUUAUAUGCUGUGAGAAAAAAGUUUUCCCUGAUCUGUCUUGUGUUUGUCUUCUGCUGGAUAAUCAACGUUGUUGCAGGCUUUCUUGAUCUACAAAUAUUAUUCAAACAUUACUUGAAUCAGACCUAUGUCUUGGAAAGCGAAGAUGGAUUCCCAGACACCACGUUGAAAUUUGAUAUCUGGAUGAUCGAGGCCGUUGUCAACCCUCUUCAAGGAUUCCUCAAUUGCCUAGUGUAUGGCCAGUCUACGGAGUUGACUCGGUGUUGCCGAAACUGCUGCCGACGUUCACAUGACAGCUAUCCAAACUUUAAGGAUAUAAAUGACCCGUCAAGUGAAAGCUACUUUAUAAACAGCCACGACGCACUUGAAACUUCCUCCACGUACCCGCAUUAUGAUAGCUACAGAUCGUUAAGCAGUAGCACAAUGGGACAUUCCGGGACGCAAAAUGAGAAACGAUUCGUGGCCAGAUUACUAGGAGAACCACGGUUUACAUAGCUAUAGGAAUUACGCAGUUAGAAUUUGCUCGUUUUCAACCAAUCCAUGAGAUUCAAAAGAUACAACACAACAACAACAACAACACAACA
This is a messenger RNA of Exaiptasia diaphana, 1103 nucleotides long. Its product is annotated as cyclic AMP receptor-like protein A. Gene Ontology annotation, biological process: G protein-coupled receptor signaling pathway. Gene Ontology annotation, cellular component: membrane. The record is from RefSeq and is a predicted model, not a curated record. The coding region runs from base 46 to 1014 and encodes 322 amino acids. Gene Ontology annotation, molecular function: dopamine binding; L-DOPA binding; L-tyrosine binding. Lineage: Eukaryota; Metazoa; Cnidaria; Anthozoa; Actiniaria; Aiptasiidae. The transcript is spliced from 8 exons.